This is a messenger RNA of Aureobasidium pullulans EXF-150, 2368 nucleotides long. RefSeq lists its product as uncharacterized. Gene Ontology annotation, biological process: regulation of DNA-templated transcription. The coding region runs from base 191 to 2212 and encodes 673 amino acids. The transcript has 3 exons. The record is from RefSeq and is a predicted model, not a curated record. Gene Ontology annotation, molecular function: DNA-binding transcription factor activity, RNA polymerase II-specific; zinc ion binding. NCBI's taxonomy places the organism in Eukaryota, Fungi, Ascomycota, Dothideomycetes, Dothideales, Saccotheciaceae.
UUUAGAAAUCCUUCCGAACACAACAAAACUCGUUGAUUCCGACUUCUCAUAAGGCUGUACCUAUAACUCGAGUUUUGUGGACGUUUCCUUCAGACUCGAAUCGCUACUGCCCUACGGAAUACCACCAGUUUCACCAUUACCCUGCCCCGCUUCAAAGUUCCGUCAUUGCCGCUGUCAACUCCAACAUCGCAUGAGUCUCCCCCACGCUACACAGGGCUUUGAAGUCAUGAACAUCCAAACAACAUCUAUCUAUCCACCCACUGCAGGACCUGUAUUAGGCUCCAGUCCGUCAAAAUCACAAUCAUCGGGAUCCAACUCGGAUGUUGAUUCGGCCAUUGGAGAACGUCGACCCAAUACACGACAAUCAAAACCAAGAUCAAGGAAUGGAUGUUGGACAUGCCGACAAAGGAAGGUCAAAUGUGACGAGAUCAGGCCGAUAUGUUCUUCAUGCACUCGACUGGGGAAAGACUGUGAAUGGGGUCAAAGAUGGAAAUUCGAUGAUCUCAGCAUUCGCACAAAGCGGAGGCACAAGCAUGUUUCAACAGCAGGAAGUCCGUCGUGGGAUGAGAAGAACCAGCUCCGGCUCAUGGCUCGUCAGUUGUAUGCUCGACACCAGCCCACAUUACCGCCAUUCACCGAGCUCAGUAACGAGGAUGAAAGAGAAAGAAAAGCACUCACACAACCUCCUGGGACUUUCAACGUCAUCCUCACGCCAGAUAGCUUUGGUCAAUUGCCGGAAUAUGGCGGGCUGAUCAGACGAUACCGCAGCAGCUCUGGAUCCUCUCUACCCCUCGCAACAUUUGGUUUCUCAGAGGAUCCCAAUCUCAUUGUGCUUUCCGAAUUUGAAGACACACCAUACUUCAUGGCACUCCCCGAACGCAAAAACUCUAUCAUGAACCUCACGAGUCAGAUGACGGGCGCACCUUCAUUACACAGGGGUCUUUCGAAUUAUGGAACGGCGGAUGUUGACGAAGUAAUGACACAUUACAAGGAUUUCAUUUCCAGAAGGAUGAUGCCACUUGGUUCGAGGUUUAAAUUGAGCGAUUACGGUAGUGAGGAUAUCAUCGUUCAGGAUUCGCGGACAUUCAGGCCUCUAUACCAUGCGAUAUGCGCAAUCACACUACUAAGCCUGGCGCUCAAAGGACAACGACACCUCCUAGCAGGAGCGUUCCAACAUUACCAUCAAGCCAUUUCCGCAUGCAUGACGAGCACAAACAUGUCACCAGGAUCAUUGAUCUACCUUCACUUCAUCCUUCUUCUAUACGACAUCUGUUGCGCAACUCAAAACUGCUCCCCGGAUGGCGUCAUGUGGUCGCAACAUUUUCAACAACUCGCUCGAUUGGCAUACUCUCGCGACAAUGCCGAAGUUACCGAACUGCAGGCAUAUAUUCUCUGGUAUACUCUCUUCCUUGACGCACAGUCGUGUCUUGCAGGAAACACAGAGUCGGGAUGUUUCGUACGAGCAUAUCUAAUGCAUGGCUCGACCUUGCCUACUUGGCGUAAGCCGGAAAGCACAACCCAACAACCCAAUCUCGAGAUCGCGGGCUUGUCGGCUGUUUCGGAACUCAGCAGUCAUAUGUGUACGCGGCUGGCUGAGCUGAGUCAGAUCGCACUUCAAAUGAGAGAUGAUGUCGAGAUGGGUCGUGGCAGUAUUGCUGAGCAUCAGGCUACUGUGACGAGGUUCAGAAACGAGCUGUACUCAUCUUGGAACCUGAAAUACCCAGCAUUCUUACCACGAGACUCACCAGAGGCUGGGACCAGACUGCCGACUCUUGCCAGGACUGUCUUUGACUUUGCAUCUAUUGAAUACUCUACCGCAAUGGUGUACAUGCACACAAGCAUGUACCGCGGCCAACGUCUUCACAACACAUCCGCUCAACGCAAAGAGAUCGCCAGUCAUUGUCGUCACAUCCUCGCCAUGGCAGCCCUGGUGAUCGCAGAGAAGGGUACCGAACAGCAUCACAUCAUCUUCUCUGUCUUUUUGGCCGGCGUCAACAGCAGCAACGACCACGACAAGAACAGAGCCAUUGGCAUUAUCAGAGCUAUGGAGGGAACUGGAAUCAGUUGCAACGUCACCAAAUCUCGUGAAUUGCUUGAGAUGAUUUGCGCAGAGCAGAGAGAAAGGGUCCAGUUCGGAGGAAGUCCUGCUGAGAUCGAUUGGGUGUCUUAUGCCAGGGAACGAGAUAUCAGGCUUGUCAAUCUGGGUCUUUGAGUGUUGUCUUUUCUUUCCUUGUCCUUAUGAUACCCCAAACUUUUCGCUUCUUGUAUAUAUCUAGGGGGUUUGGAGAUCGAGUGCUAGGCUUUUGGAAGUAUCGCAAUGUACGAAGCUUCUAUGACCAACACAAAUGUCCGUUUGUAGCAACUUUUC